AAGUUUUACUUCUGCUUAGCUGAGGGGAACAGGCUGUCUCUAGCUCAGAGGGAAAGAGCAGAGAGACAGACUGUAAAAGAGAUAAAGAGUUACAGACAGAAAGUUACAGAGGCAGGAGCUUAGCCUGAGAAACAGACUGGAAAAGACACCUAAGAGUGUGACUGGGAAGCUGUCAGUGACAAACAGGAAAGAAGUAGCCUGACAGAGCCUGAGAGUUACUGUGCUAAAGCGAAAGAAGCUGUCACUGGCAGGCAGAUAGAAUUACUUGGAAACAGUGUGACUGUAGCAGUCACAGACUGACAAAGGGAAUCACUGAAAAAGUGAGUUAAAGACUCCUUGCACUAGGUAAGAAUGGCUCUUUUAUUAAAAAUAGAGAGAACACGGGGAUAGAUUAAAAAAGUGAAGGUGGUAUUUUAAGAAAAUGACACAGACAUAGUGAGUGAGGCAGACUGAGAAAGCAUACAGGAAGGGAGAGGCAAGAAGAGAGAGUACGACUGAGUCACCCACAAGGAGAGAGAGCGUUUCUUUCACCCAAGAUCAUGCUGGAGUGUACCAGAGACUGAUACUAAGAGACAGCCAUGACUUCAGUAUGGAAAAGACUGCAGCGGACUGGGAAGAGAGCAUCCCGCUUCCAAUUUGUGGCUUCUUACCAGGAACUAAUAUUAGAGUGCACCCAGAAAUGGCAGCCAGAUAAAGUGGUCGUUGUGUGGACUAGAAGAAACAGGAGAGUCUCCUCUAAGGCUCAUAGCUGGCAGCCUGGGAUCAGGAACCCGUUCCGUGGAUCUGUUGUUUGGCCUGUUCCUGAAAAUGUGGACAUCACAGCUACACUUUACAGAGACCCUCACUCCGAUCACUUUGAAGAGAAAGAAUGGACAUUCCAAGUUGAAGGGGAAUCUCGAGGCCACAAAAAGCUCCUUGCCGUGGCUCCUAUUGACCUGCGUAAGUUUGCAGCCAUCAGUUCUGCUCCUCGAGAGGUGAAGCUACCACUCACUCCACGUUCUGUCAAGGUUGUGUCGGCAUCACUCACCGUCACUAUUACCUGCAGUUUGCUGCGAGAAGGCAAAGCUACAGAUGAUGACAUGCAAAGUAUUGCCAGUCUCCUGAGUCUAAAGCCGUCAGACAUUGCAGACUUGGAUGACUUCAAUGAGGAAGAAGAGGAGGAAAAGUCUCAGAGACAGAAUCGCAGUUCUUUAGGAACAAUGCCUCGAGGUUAUCUAAAAAGCGUAGUGUCUGACUACUUGUCAGAGCCUGUACGGGAGCUGAACACUCUCACUGAGGAAGAAGAUGAAGCAUCUCUUUCUACAAAGACUACUCUUUCUUUUCCUAAUUCUUCACGACCUUCUUUUAUUUCUCCCCCACCUGUUCCACCAUUUCCUCCAAGGUUGAAUACUAAAGAAAAAUCUUACAAGCAUAUUCUUUUUACAGCCAAAAAUGAAAGCAUUAAACCCUUACAUCCUGACAAUCAAACCCAUCACAAUCAUAAUGGGAGAAAGCCAUCUAAAAAAUAUCUGGCACCAACUCCAGGAGUAGCUGCCACCGCAAGCCAAGAUCAAAGGUCUAACGAGGUAUGGAAGACUCGGGAGGUCAGCAUUGACCAUAAACCACUUCUCAAUGAGAAAGCCACGGAACAGAAUGAAUCAGCCCCCAGGGAUGGGUAUAGGGAGAGCAGGGAAAGUUUGCGGGAAGUAGGAUAUCUACAUUCUGAGACAGUGGACGUUCCACAGAUUGCAGCAAGAAAGAAGAGAGGUCUGGAAAAGGGCACUGUACAGUAUAGUGUAGCAGCAGCAGGAGAUGAAACACAGCUCAAGACAACUCAAACACCAGUUAUUCCAAAUAGAGCAAAGACAGACAAUAUAAAAGAGCAGGCCCAACAAGUACUGACAAAAGCAAUGGAAACAGCCCCUGAAAUUGUUCAGGCAUCAAAUAUCGGAUUUAGGACACAUGAUCUGCAGAAUACAGAGAUGGCACAAAAUAUAUAUUUAAGUAAAGCUGUAUCAUUCCCUGAGACAUUAACUAAGGUAGAGAAGAGAUCUGAUGAGACUGCAGGCCAGCCAGCAUCAAAACAUCUAGAGACAAAGGAAGAACAAGAAAACACAUGCAAGUCAGCUGACAGUAUGAUAAUGAUAUGUGACAUACACAAUUCACCAGAGGCAAACAAUUCAGAGGACAUAGCGAGAGCUUACGCAAGGGAUCAUAUUACACAGGAGGUAGUACAGGAACCAGCUCUCCCAGUGGAGGCAGUAAGUAAUGCAGAUGAGAAGGUAGAUACAACAGAUAUCAACAUACAUCUCAGAUCAACAAAUUUAGAUAUUCAGGAGACUGGAGCUAUUAUACAACUAAAAGUGCAAGACACAGAAGAAAGAUUGUUUGAGACAGAAAUUCUAAAUGAAUUUGCAGCAAAGGCAAAGCAAAAUGUACAGGAGAUGGAUAGUGUGCAAAGCACAGGGAAUGUCAUAGAACAAAGAGGUCAGGAGACAUCUGAGGAUAAAAGUGAGUUUAAGUCCUUGCAAGAGAAAAUAGCUCAGAGAGAUCAAGAAACAACUAAGACUGAGGAGACUAUGCAGUGGGAACAAAUAACACAUAAGACUGCAGAAAAAUGGGAAAAUACAGUGUGCGAACCAGAGAGGGGAGGAAAAAAUACUAUUUUGAUAGAUAAAAGACUGCAAGAUUCAGCAGUUACUAAAUAUGAGACAUUGCAAGACACCACUGCUACUACAGAUACACCAGUCAGUAGCAGAGGGGGAGAGAUAGACACCAAUAUUAAACUUACCAUAACGCACAAAGCACAAGCGGUACUAUGCCUACAAGAUCAGGAGGGGGCAGAAAAAAGAAAGGUUACAGUAGAUGAGACAGUUUCUGAGACAGAGCAUUCACAGAUUACAGCUGUGCAAGGGAAAGUCCAACAACCAAUUGCUGUAACCAAAAAAAUAGUGCAAGAAACAUCAGUAGACAAAAAUAAUAAAGUUAAAGAAGAAGAAACAAACAGUGGAAGGCAAGAUUCAGCGGCAAAAGCUGGGAACAAGGACAGAAGAAUCCAAGAGACUGCAGGCACAUCUGAAAAUAGAGUGAGUGAACCUGAAAUGGUAGAAGAGAAGACAGCAUUGAUCGAUGAUACUAUGCACAAAACAAAAUUUAUAGACAAGAGACUGCAAGACCCAACAGUGACUACAGAUGGCAGAGGACAGGAGAUAGACAGUGACAUUGCACAUGACAUAUUGCAAGAUAUAAAAGGAGAGGUUUGUGAGGGGGAAAGCAAAACAGAUGAGUAUAUAUAUAAGACUAAGAAACAGAAUGUAUUUGGGACAGAGGAUACACAGGGAUGUGGAAAUAAGGAAAACAAUGAAUUAUUUAGAACUGUGUUAGCAAGUGGAAUGCUUUGUGAGAGUGGAGUACAGGUAGGAGAGCAGGAAAGUAAUAUUAAUGAGGCACACAGCGCAAUAGUCAUAGGAGGGCAUGAUCUGGAUGACAUCAGUAAGGAAUUAGUACAGGAGGUGGGAGACAUUCAAGGAGUUAUUCCAGAGGUAAACAAGGUUAGUGAGCUAGAGAGAUUAGAAGGGAAAACAUUUUGGGAAGAUCAGGGACUGCAAGAAACACUGGACGAUAGACUUGCUGAGAAAUAUCAUUGGACAAAUGAGAGCUGGGAAGAAGCAGCUGGACCUAAAGAGGCUGUGGAUCAAGAUAUGGUGAAAAAGACACAUCUGUUUUCUAUUCAGAGGCUCAAUGAGGAAACUGGAGUUAGAAAAACAGCUGUUCUUGAAAAUACAGUGCAAGAGACACCUCUUUGGAUAAAUGAGCAACUGCUUGAGGAAGUCCAAAGACCCCAAGAUGCAGCGGAUAAAAAUGGGGUGAAUGAGACAAGCCUUUUGUCCACUGAGAAGUUGGAUGAGGAAGCAGUGACAAUUGGAAAGGCAGCAGAUGAAGAGCAUAAGGUUGAAAAUACAUAUCUUCUGACAAACAUGAAAUUGCCUGUGGAAGCAAUUAAAACUGAAAUUACAACAGAACCAACAGAUAGAAUGGAAGAGGCAAGUCUUUGGAAAACUGAGAGACUGCUUGAGAUAGUAGCUAAAGAGGUAGUGGAUCAAGACAAGGUGGAAGAGACAUGUCUUUGGAAAAUUGAGCAGCUUAAUGAUAAAAGAGAUACAAAUGGAAAGCCAGUAGAUCAAGAAGAAAUGUUGGUAAAUACGUAUAUUUGGAUAGACAAGGGAAUACUUGAAGAAGCAACUAUAACUAAAGAGACAGUUGAUCCAGGUAGUUUGAAAGAGACAAUGGACAGGCUGGAUGAAGAAGCAGCUAGAGUUGGAAAGCCAGUGGACCAAGAGAAUAGGGUGGAAGAGGCAAGCCUGUGGACAGCUGAAAAACUACCUGAGGAAGCAGCUCAUGUUGAAGGGUCAAUACAUGAAAAAUAUACAGUAGAAGAUAAUGCACAUGGGAUAAAUGAGGAAUGUCUGGUGAUGGCAGAUGUUUCUUUUAGAGCAGUAAAUACCAAUGAGGAAGAUAAGAAAGAGGCUUCAUUAAGGGUAAAUGAAGAACUAGUAAAAAACAUAGAUGGCUACCAACAUGAGUUGCAGGAAGUCAAGGAGGGAAGAGAUGAACCAAGCGAUGGAACAGAAGAGAGUGUGACUGGUGAAUUACAUGAAGUAGUGGAUAGAGGAGGAGAGUUGAUCAGGCUGAUAGAGUCAAAACCAAUACUUGAAUUGAGAAUAAAUAAGAAUGAGGUAGGUCAAGAUGCUACAUAUAUAUUAAAUGAUAGUGUACAGGACAAAUCAAGUGAGGAAGUGGAGAGAGCGCAGGCAAGAGAAAAUGUGCACGACUCAGCAAUAAAACCAGAAGAAAACACAUAUAAAGCAGAAAGAGUGUCAUCAGUAGCUUUGACUGAGAGAGCACAGGGAAAAUCAGAUUUGCAAGAAGGAGUGCCAUCAAGGGAAGAGAGAGCUCAGGAAGAGAAGAAGGAAAUAAUAACUUCUCUAUACACAACAACUGGCAUACACAAUACAGCACAUGAAAUAAGCAUAGCCCAGGAUACAGUACAUGUAGGAAAGACAGUGCAUGGGGAAGAUGUAAUGCAGGAACCCUCACUUAUAUCAGAACAGGAGAGUAAUGUGGCAGAACAAAUAGCAGAAACAGAACAAGGGCAUCUAGCCAUAACUGAAGAGAGAGCACACAAGGAAAAUGUAUGGCAAGGAGAGCUGGAUAUUAUAACAACUGAAGCAAACAAACUGCUAAUGAACACAAGUGUGCCAGAAAAUGGAGUGCAACAGGAAACGCAGAUGGUGGCUAAAGAACAAUUGCAGGGAGAGCCUGGAGGGGAAGAUAGUGAGAAUGUGCUGGAGAAGGUAGUGGAGCAAGAGGCAGCACUUGCCUCAGGGGACAGCAAACCUUUACACCAAGAGUUUGAUCUUCCUUUCUCCCACAGUGACACCACCCCCACCUACCCUUUAAAUAAUAGAUUAUCAGGGGCUAAACAUAUGUUAGCAGAGUGCAGUUUUCCUGUUCCCCUAUCUCAGGCCAUUGGACAACAGAAGAGUGCAGAAAAGAAGAGACUGAGCGAGAGCACAGGGCAAGUAGGGGAGGGAGCACUCAGCACGGACUCCCUUCUACGCUGGUGUCAGGAGGUCAUCUCAGGGUAUCGUGGUGUGCGUGUAAAUAACUUCACAACGUCCUGGAGGAAUGGACUGGCCUUUUGUGCUAUACUUCAUCACUUUCACCCUGAAAGCAUUAACUAUGAAGACUUGGACCCAUUAAAUGUAAAGGAAAAUAACAAAAAGGCAUAUGAUGGCUUUGCUGCACUUGGGAUACCACCACUUCUUUCUCCCUCAGAUAUGCUGCUUCGUUCUGUCCCAGACAAGCUCAUGAUCCUCACUUACCUCUGCCAAAUUCGAUCACACUUCACAAGCAAUCAGAAUGUUGAUAAUCCACCUGUAUCCUCUCAGGCUCCUGCUGUAGAUCUGCCUGUUGCUACUUCACUAAUAAUCGAGGGCUUGGCCCCUAUGGAAUUUAAUACCAAAAGGUCUGACUCUGAGGAACCCAUUGCUCCACACCCUCACAUUAGUGAAGGUUCUAAGAAACAAAGGUUUCCAGGUCCUGCCUCUGAUAAGAAUGGGGGGACAAGGUCUAUUUCUGAGUCACAUACAAUGUUACAUGCCACAAUAGAUGAAAAUAAGAUAAAGAAACAUAUACCUGAUGAAAGUCAGGUGCCACUCAGUUCAGAACAAAAGAAAAAAGCAGACCCAUCACCUGAGGCACAGAAUAAAGUGAAGGCCUCGUCUGAGAAACAGGAUCUGUCAAUAUCUGCUGCACACAGUUUACCAAGGUACUCUUCUGAGGAAAAGAGGGCAUCAGUACCUCAACCAGAAAAGGAAAACAUUACAAAUACUGAGGAACAGAAGACACCAAACUCUGCUGUCAAAGGGGUUGCCCCACCACCUCGCAUUAAAAAGAGACUAAGUGUUAAUGGAGGAUUAUUAGAUGUGAACCUGGAGGAGGGAGAUACCUCUGGUUCAUCAGGAUCUGUUCCAGUAGCUCCCCCUCGAAAGGCUGGAGGUCUAGGUCACCUACGUGAUGCUGACCUUGUGAAGAAAAGGCGUUCUCUAAUUCGUUCCCAGUCACUUUCUCAAGAAGAGGAGAUGGAUCUUGCACCAAAAAGUCAUGAGACAAGUUCAAGACCUUCCUCCCAAAUUAUCAAUGAACCACCAGCCUCUCCUGCCACAUCCUCUUUCUCCACUACAGUCCCCACAACAGAAACUCCAGUAAAAGAAGAGGAAAUUAUGGUUCUUAAAGAUGCCAGCCAGUAUGUGAUCUCUGAGCUCUCCGCUUUGGAGGACCAGCAGAAAGAGAUUGACUCAAGGGCAGCGACAGUAGAAAAGGAUCUUCGACUUCUAAUGGAAAAUGGUUCUGACAAGGAGGCAGAAGAGCUACUCAUCCAGGAAUGGUUUACAUUGGUGAAUAAAAAAAAUGCUUUAAUCCGCAGACAAGAUGAGCUGCAGCUGCUUGCAGAGGAGCAAGACCUGGAAAGGCGGUUUGAGCUGUUGAGCAGAGACCUGCGAGCACUACUCUGUACUGAUGAGUGUUUGAAAAGUGAAGCUCAGAAGAGAAGGGAGAAGCUUUUGCUUGAUGAGUUGGUUUCUCUUGUAGACCAACGUGAUGGUCUGGUUAGAGACCUACAUAUAAAGGAGAGAAAGGCUCUAGAGGAAGAUGAACUUAUCGAGAGAAGUCUUGAACAGAGGAGGAGAAAGCUGAGCAAAAAGGAGAAGUGUCAGAUCAGCUGAGGCUGUGGGAGCGAAUGAAUGAUAUGUUCAAGUAACAAUAUUGGCAGCAGAUUUCAGACAGAAGAUCAGCCACUUUCAUGCAAUGCUUAACACAAACGUUCUAUGUUAUGAAAGAAAACUUCACACCUUAUACAUAUAAGCAAAAGAGUUUCCAAACAUUUUUUAAUGCUGCACUAGGGCGAAGAAGGAGCCAUACUGCAAGAAGCUGAGAUGCAAUUAACGCACUAUCCACCUUCCUUGUUCCUUCUCACUUGCUGCUAGUGAUCUGGAGUAAUACGUAAUUGUGUGGAAAUUGUUUUAUAUACUUUGGGAGGUUUUUAUUCAUUUGUAUUAAUAAUUAUUAAUGUUAGUUUUGACGUGACCAUUGUAUAGUGUCUAAAAUAAUUAGCAGUAUUGACAGAUGAAUUCUCCCCAGUGAUCCUUAAGGAUAUACUACCAAAAAUUCAGUUCAGUUCCAAGGAGUGGAUUGUAGUCCUCUGUAUUUUUAAGGUUCAGAGCUUUGAGGAACCAAAUUGCCUUACAUGGUGUUACUGUACCAUCGCAUUAUAUGAUAAUGAAUUAAACACAUAGCUGCCACAUCGCUUUGGAGGAAAUUUAAUUAAUAUAGAAUUGCACAAUGAGAAACACGCAGGAACCUUUUUUUGUUUGUUCUAAAAGUGACAAGUAUGAUGGGUCGGUAUCCGGACUCCAGGUCGACAACAAAAAGGUCGACACACC
This is a messenger RNA of Pseudophryne corroboree (corroboree frog), 7982 nucleotides long. RefSeq names its product EH domain-binding protein 1-like protein 1. Gene Ontology annotation, cellular component: microtubule organizing center; filamentous actin. Lineage: Eukaryota; Metazoa; Chordata; Amphibia; Anura; Myobatrachidae. The transcript is spliced from 20 exons. Gene Ontology annotation, biological process: actin cytoskeleton organization. The record is from RefSeq and is a predicted model, not a curated record. The coding region runs from base 579 to 7265 and encodes 2228 amino acids. Gene Ontology annotation, molecular function: protein binding.